Messenger RNA from Phaeoacremonium minimum UCRPA7, 2019 nucleotides. Its product is annotated as putative transcription factor mbp1 protein. Gene Ontology annotation, molecular function: DNA binding; transcription regulator activity; protein binding. The transcript is spliced from 4 exons. NCBI's taxonomy places the organism in Eukaryota, Fungi, Ascomycota, Sordariomycetes, Togniniales, Togniniaceae. The coding region runs from base 1 to 2019 and encodes 672 amino acids. Gene Ontology annotation, cellular component: MBF transcription complex; SBF transcription complex. The record is from RefSeq and is a predicted model, not a curated record.
AUGGCAAAGGGAGGUGCCGGUGAAGGCAUUUACAGUGCUACAUAUAGUGGCAUCCCCGUGUGGGAAUUCCAGUUCGGUGCCGAUCUCAAAGAACAUGUAAUGCGACGGCGCCAUGAUGACUGGAUCAAUGCGACACACAUCCUCAAGGCUGCUGGCUUUGACAAGCCUGCCAGAACCCGAAUUCUUGAGCGAGAGGUACAGAAGGAUACGCACGAGAAAAUCCAAGGUGGAUAUGGAAAAUAUCAAGGAACAUGGAUACCACUCGAGCGCGGCCAGGAACUUGCACAUCGAAAUAACAUCUAUGAGCGGUUGCGCGCUAUCUUUGAGUUUGUCCCUGGCAACGAGAGCCCACCGCCUGCACCACGACAUGCCAGUAAACCCAAGGCACCUAAAAAGCCAGCUGUGCCCAAGUGGACUAAUCCAGCCCCUGUACAAGAAGAGUACGACAACGGAGAUGUUAUCAUGAAUGAGGACGACACUCCCGACAACUUGACUGUUGCAUCAGCUUCAUAUAUGGCAGAAGACGACCAUCAUGACGUAUCACAUUACUCUACUGGCCAUCGAAAGCGGAAGCGGGAGGAGUUGAUUCAGGACAUGACUGAGCAACAACACUCAAUGUACGGAGACGAACUACUGGAUUAUUUCCUGCUCUCUAGGAACGAGCAACCGGCCAUCCGGCCUGAUCCUCCCACCAACUUCCAACCAAAUUGGGUCAUUGAUACCGAACAGCAUAGUGCUUUACAUUGGGCCGCCGCCAUGGGCGAUGUCGAGGUUAUCAAACAACUCAAGCGAUUCGGUGCCGCACUGUCAGUGAAGAACGUCCGCGGUGAAACGCCCCUCAUGCGUUCCGUGAACUUCACCAAUUGCUUUGAUAAGCAGACUUUCCCGCAGGUCAUGAAGGAGCUCUUUGAGACGGUUGAUGCGCGUGACCAUGGCGGUUGCACCGUCAUUCAUCAUGCUGCGGUCAUGAAGAGCGGUCGAGUCGCUAGCCAGAGCUGCUCGCGGUACUAUCUUGACAAUAUCUUGAACAAGUUACAGGAAACGCACGAUCCCAACUUUGUCCAGGCUCUCAUUGACGCCCAAGACCACGAAGGCAACACAGCAGUGCAUCUUGCAGCUCAAAGAAAUGCAAGCAAGUGUAUACGAGCUCUCCUCGGCCGUGGCGCUUCAACAGAUAUCCCCAAUAAGGAUGGUGUCUGUGCAGAAGAGCUCAUCAGACAAUUAAAUGCGACCAAGAAGGCCCGCACUGUUCCACAGCGAUCAAGCAGUCCAUUUGCGCCUGAUAGUCAACGUCACACCUCGUUCCGGGAUGCCAUGGGCGAACCCCUCACCAAGAUGGCGACUACUUAUCAAUCAGAUGCUGCCAACACUGUCCAAAGCCGCAUCACUCCUUUGGUCCUCGAAAAAUUUCAGGAUCUUGCUCACAGUUACGAAGAGGAGUGGAAGGAGAAGGAUGAGGCAGAAAAGGAAGCUCGCCGAAUCCUCUUGAACACCCAAGCCGAGCUAGCAGGAAUACGUCAGCAAGUCGCUGAGUUAGAGUCGCACCUGGAGCCAGACGACGUUGCUGCUAAGGUCAAUGCCGACGCCGCUUUGGCACGCAAACAGGUCCUGUCACUAUUCACACACCACAGUCGCAUGGAGGUCGAAGGUUCUGUGCAGACAGAAUUAAGCAUGCUCGUAAAUGGCGAUAGUGCCAGCCAAGAGGACAGCUACGAGGAACGACUCAAAUUAGCCACCGAAUUACGCCAACUUGUACAGGAGGCUCGGCAAGUCGAGGCAGACUACGUGGAGGCUUUGGGGGUCGUGGGUACUGGUGAGAACAUUGAGAAAUACCGGCGUCUGUUGAAAAUUUGUCUCGGUCCCGAGGCUGACAGUCUUGACGACAAUCUCGAUGGCAUGAUACAAAUGUUUGAGGAAGAGGUUGCCGAUGGAGCGCGCACGAUCAACGAGGUUGCCGGUGCCGGUCUAGGCAUAGGGGUCGCAAGCGGUGAUGCUUUGGAGAUCAGUGCAAGCAUGUAA